Wyeomyia smithii (pitcher-plant mosquito) is the source of this 3165-nucleotide messenger RNA. RefSeq names its product retinaldehyde-binding protein 1-like. Lineage: Eukaryota; Metazoa; Arthropoda; Insecta; Diptera; Culicidae. Gene Ontology annotation, cellular component: membrane. Gene Ontology annotation, molecular function: phosphatidylinositol bisphosphate binding. Bases 1596 to 2549 code for a protein of 317 amino acids. The transcript is spliced from 2 exons. The record is from RefSeq and is a predicted model, not a curated record.
UACACUAAACAGUUGGCUGCGAAGUCUGUGUAUAACAAACAGAAGGUCAAGUUCCGAAUCGAAAUGUAGCACCUAGGCUUUGCUUUGCUAUUGCUAUGUUUUUUGCACUUCAAAGUACGAAAGAAAAGUGUGAAAUUGACUGUCAGAGUGGGCGUUUAUAUUGAGGGGCUAUAUUUAUUUUAGGGUCAAAGUCUACCAAAACUUAAAGUUUGAUAUGUCGCAAGCCAGGUUUCAGAACCAUUUUGGAUAUGGUCGGGUUCACCGGGGCACCCGAUUUUUGCUUUAUUAACCACGGUAAGGGGGGAACUUUGGCUGUAGAGCGUGCUCAUAGCGGUUAUCAGGAAGUUUUGAUGGUACGCUUAAUUUUAAAUGAUGCGCCGAUAAUUCUUGAUUCUUCCGAAAAGUUUCAUGUUUGAGAACUAAACAUUCGUAUACAUUAUUAUCAUUUUUCGGAUGGUAGCACCGUACAGUCGUCCACAUGGAUACUGAAAAAAUUGUUUCACCUUUCAGCAGUCAUGUCUUGGCCGUAUCGUCAGUUAAUUUUGACGUUAAGUAUACAUCAUAUUAACAGUGUAUAAAUUAGUUCGACUUUAGCUCACGCGCAGCGACAAUCAUGUCCGAUGAAUUCUGCAAGAGUCAGGUAUCUUGUUCUAGUCAUCUUUGUUGCGACUGACACAGUAAAUGGUAGAAUCUACGUGAAAAAGUAUUUGCAAAAAUGGUUGUUAUCCUUGAAUGAAAAGCGUAACAAGAGUUCGUGCAAUUUUUUGGCUCGAACUUGCUUCCUGUCAUGUCUGAAGAUACGCUGAGUGAUAUAAAUCCAACAAUGUCUCGAAAGAAAUCAUAUAAAACCAGCGGAAAAUGUUGAAAAAUUAAAAAAAAAAUAUCCGAAAGAUGUGAAAAUGAUCGGAGAAAACACUGUGCAGAAGCUUGUAAAGUGGUGCUAAGAAAAAAAAAGUUAAAGAACUCGCAAAAAAACAUUGGAAAGAAAACAUUAUUAUUAAGCGUACUUGAAAAUACAAUUAUCAACAUACUCCUAUAUAUUUUGUUUUAUUUAGGAAUGAAACUGUAUCAAUAAUUUUCGGAACAGUAGUGGCAUAAAUAAUAGAUGCCGGUAGAACAACUCCCCUGGGUGGAAUAUUACAAUAUUAUUAUAUUACAACGAAUCGCUGCAUACUGCUAGUAAUCGCGAGUGUCUACGUCCCACUUAUUAAAAUCUAGCAAAUGGUAAUACUUUGCGCCUUGCUUCCAGAUAACUCUAACCUGCUCUUGACUUCGGAGAAUGUAGGAAUCAAAGUUAACCCUGUGUAGCUCGUGCACAUAGAAUUGAAUGCAUACAUUAUUAAGUGAAAGAAAAAUCUCACACAAUAGUGCUUUGAUGAAUUAAUUAUUAACACAGUCUUUUAUUACUGAGACACUAAUUCAGAUAAUUUAGCAAAGCUUGGGCAGCACAGAAAAAAAACAGCUAAUGAUACCUUUGUAGUCAAUUAUCACAGUACUGCUUGGUAAGCUACGAUUUUAUAAUCCUAGUUUCUCCCGAACGAACUAGUAUAUCCCCACUAGUGAUCAGUUACAGUUCUCACACUCAUUCACUUACAAUGGCUUCUAACGCUAAAGCUUACAGUUUUACACUUUCUAAUGAGUAUCGCGAACUGGCGCGUAAGGAACUGCGUGAAGAUGAAGGAACUCGAGAACAAGCGUUGAUGCAAAUGCGUGAGUGGAUCGAAAAAAAUCCAUACAUAAAAACAUGUCGCACCGAUGACACAUUUUUACUCAAAUUCCUGCGCUAUCGGAAAUUCUCCGUUCCUCAAGCCACGGAAGCGCUUGAGCGGUAUCUCGUUGCCAGGCAGAAGUUUCCGGAAUGGUUUCGCAAGUUAGAUCCCCUAGAGGCUACAAUGAAUGACAUUUUGAAGGAUGGGCCAUUUGUGGUUUUGGGUCGUGAUCAAGAUGGGAGGACGGCCAUUCUGAUUCGCUAUAGUCGAUUCAACGUGGACAAAGUGACACCUCAGUCGAUAUGUAGAUAUGUGCUGAUGAUGAUGGAAGUUCUGUCGGAAGAGGAGGAAUUCCAGAUCGCUGGUACUUGCCUGUGGGAGGAUCACAGUGAUAUGCCGAUGAAGUUCGUGGGAAUGUUCAGUUUAACGGAGCUCAGCUCGAUACUGCAGGUCCUAAUGAAAACUAUGCCGGUUCGGAUACGACAGAUCAAUUGGAUCAACCUACCAAAAUUCGCGGCAGCAAUUGCUAAUUUCGCACGGGCUUUUGUGAGCGGGAAAGUGCAAGAGAGGAUUAUUGUUCACGCAACGGUCCACGAAGCAAAGACGCAACUGCAUGAAUCGCUAUGGCCUCUAGAAUACGGCGGAAAAAUAGAUGUCGACUUGCUCAACCGAGAGAUGAUUGCAAAGCUAGAAGAGAAACGGGAUUUUCUGUUGGCUUUGGAUGACAUGGAGAUUCAUGCCGAUCAUUAUAUGAAUUUAUGGAAAGAAAACAACCCUCAUUCUGCCAGAGAAAUUGACUCGGGCAUAAUCGGCAGUUUUCGGAAGCUGAAUGUUGAUUAAUACUUGAAAGUUUCAGUUUAGAUUAACAGGAUUGAUACCUAGAAUCAUCUGGAAUGUUUCGAAAUGUUUUAGUUGGUUAUUUCUACACACGUACAUGAAAAAUAUCAAUUUACGAAAAUUUGCUAAGCUGCGAAUAUUUUUUUCAAAUUUUGUUCCCUAAUUCUAGUUUGUUAAAUUUGUUGACAGCACCUACUAGCGCUUAGGAAUACUUAGGAUUCUUGGCAAAUUAUGCAUUUAACAGUUUUAAAAUCUGGUAUCAAGUACAUGUUAUUGCUUUAAAAGUGAGAUGUCUUCCGUGGUCACAAUCACAGUUGCGCAAAGCGGUAAACAGUUUACUAAUAUCUGCCUUGAUCCAUUGGACAGUUUGCUUCGUUCUGCAAACACCAUUUUGGUUGCAAACUUUCAGCGGCAAUUCCGUUGGCGACUAAGCGUUCACGAUGCACCAACAUGCGCGAAUCGGCCAGCUGCCAUCCGCCUCGAGGAUCAGUCCAGAGCCGUUCGGCAAGUGCGCUCAAUCGAGGCCACAAACGAGCAUCCAGCGUCAAUUGAUCGGCUUGCUCAGUCCACAAAGCUCCUUCGGCUCCUAGAACUUGUGAUGAGUAGGCGCCACCCAUUA